AUCCUCAGGCGUGGGUGGAGCCUGGACUUUGCGUCAUGACGUAUGUGGCGGGAGAAGUGACGGCCUGUUUCCUUGUUUGUGACGCAGCGCGGGAGAUUCGGAGAGAGAACCUCGAGACGAGUGUGGAUCUGUAAAUUCUGAAAAUAUUGUACUCGGUACUUUUGUCUAGUCAUUUGUCGGCUACCUGGACAAAAUGCCCUGUGAGAGGAAGCCCAUACGUUACGCUCAUGCCGAGGGACACACUGAGGUCUGCUUUGAUGAAGAAGGGAAGUUUAUCGUUACCUGUGGCAGUGACGGAGAUGUUCGGAUAUGGGAGAGUCUGGACGAUGACGACCCCAAGUUCAUCACAGUCGGUGAUAAGGCUUACUCUCUGGCCCUCAGGAACAACAAGCUGGUUACUGCGACGUCUAACAACACGGUUCAGAUCCACACAUUCCCUGAUGGCGAUCCAGAUGGGAUCCUGACUCGCUUCACCACCAACGCGACCCACGUCACCUUCAACAGCACAGGCUCCCGAUUGGCUGCCGGGUCCAGUGAUUUCAUGGUAAAAGUGAUUGAAGUGUUGGAUAGCAGUCAACAGAAAACACUCCGAGGCCAUGAAGCUCCUGUGCUUGGCGUCACAUUUGACCCCAAAGAUGAAUUUGUGGCAUCGUCCAGCUGUGACGGUUCUGUGGUGGUGUGGAACAUUGAGGAGCAGACUCAGGUGGUCAGUUGGCCUUUGCUGCAAAAGACCAGUGAUGUCAGCAGUGCAAAGUCUCUGUGUCGACUGUCCUGGCAGCCAGUGAUGGCAAAGCUUCUAGCGGUUCCUGUUGACACAAAGGUGCAUCUGUAUGAGCGAGGUUCCUGGGACCAUGUUAUCACUCUGUCUGAUGGCCUGAUCACAAAGCCCAUUAAUGCUGUGAGUUGGUCUCCAUGUGGACAGUUCCUGGCAGCUGGAUGUGUGGCGGGAUUAUUGACAGUUUUUGACGUAACCACUAAAAUGUGUUUGGAAAGGCAGAAACAUGAGAAAGGCUUCAGUGUGUGCUCUCUGGCCUGGCAUCCCUCAGGCACACAGAUCGUCUACUCCGACACCAUGGGCUGUUUGGGUCUGCUGGACGACCUCAGCUUCUCCAACUCUACCUCUAAAAGCACAGCCAAGCCUCCAUCAAAGAAACCAGCCAAUGACUACGAUGAUUUGUUUGAUGAGGAUGAUGAUGAUAGAGUCAUGGAUGAAGGUCUCAGUGACACCAAGUCCCCACUUAAAAAACAUGCUGCUGCUGAGGCGGAUGAGUAUGACGAUGAUGACUUCAUGCCUCUGACUGGGCGUGUGAAGAACAGGGGGGCCAUCCUGGACGAUGACAACUCACUGGAUACAGGAUCCUUGAAGUUUGGACAGGACAAAUUUGGUGAUAAAGAUGAUGAUGAUGAUGAUGAUGAUGAUGGAGGCAGUUUAGUGGCAGCCCCGUCUGUCCCCCUGGUGCCUCUGCAGCCUGUUUAUGAUGGGCCCUUACCAACACCUCCCCAAAAGGCCUUUCAGCCAGGCUCCACCCCUGCACAUCUCGCACACCGCUUCCUGAUGUGGAACUCUGUUGGAAUUGUACGUGGAUAUAACGAUGAGCAGGACAACGCCAUUGACGUGGAGUUCCACGACACAGCUGUGCACCACGCCAUGCACCUCACCAACUCUCUGGGUCACACCAUAGCCGAUCUUUCCCAGGAGGCCGUGCUGCUGGCCUGUGCCGGCACAGACGAGCUGGCCAGUAAGCUCCAAUGCCUCCACUUCUCAUCAUGGGACACCAAUAAAGAGUGGAUGGUGGACCUGCCCAAGGGUGAGGAUGCUAAGGCUGUUUGUCUGGGUCAGGGCUGGGCGGCGGUGGCCACCAGCGCACUCGUGAUCAGACUGUUCUCCAUCGGUGGUCUUCAGAGAGAGAUCUUCAGCCUUUCAGGACCUGUGGUCUGCAUGGCUGGACAUGGAGAGCAGCUGCUCAUAGUAUACCAUCGAGGCACGGGCUUCGACGGCAAUCAGUCUCUGGGCGUCCAGCUCCUGCAACUGAGUCAGAAGAAGAGGCAGCUCAUCAACGGUGAACCUCUCCCACUCUCACUCAAAUCCUACCUCUCCUGGCUUGGAUUCACUGCAGAAGGUACCCCCUGCUACGUGGAUUCAGACGGCGUGGUGCGGAUGCUCAACCGUUUACUAGGAAACACCUGGACACCGGUGUGUAACACCAGAGACACCUGCAAGAGUAAAUCCGAUCAUUACUGGGUGGUUGGAGUGCACGAGAACCCUCAGCAGCUCAGGUGUAUUCCAUGUAAAGGCUCCAGGUACCCCCCCACCCUGCCCAGACCUGCUGUGGCCAUCCUGCCAUUCAAGCUUCCCCUGUGUCAGACGGCCACAGAGAAAGGACAGUUGGAGGAGCAGUUCUUGCGUUCGCUCCUCUUCCACAACCACUACAGCUUCCUCUCCUCCAGUGGAUAUGAGAUUGAUGAGGAAGGACAGACUAAUUCCCAGAAGGAGCAACAAGAGCUGCUGAUGAAGAUGUUUGCUUUGUCCUGUAAGUUAGAGAGGGAGUUUCGCUCUGUGGAGUUGGCGGAGAUGAUGACACAGAACGUGGUGACUCUGGCCAUUCGAUAUGCCUCCAGGUCCAGACGCAUGGCUUUGGCCCAGAGACUCAGUGAGAUCGCAUUAGAAAAAGCCAAUCAGGCCCAGGAAGAUGAGCCUGAGGAGCAGGAGGAGGAGCCAGAACGCCCCAGUGUUAGACGGCCUUCCGGGUUCAGCCAGACUGAAGUCACAGAAAGACAUUACAGUAACAGAUAUAAUCAGGAGGAAGAGGAGGACCAGGGAGAGGAAGUCUGUGAAGAGGACGAGGUGCAGGAGAUGGAGACAGAGGAGACGGCAGGAAUCAGAAAACGGAGCAAUCCAUUUGCUAAAGAUUCAGCUUCUCUCGUGACACCAUCGCUGACACCAGUCACUAAAGUUGGGCGUGCAAAUCCCUUCAAGCUGCCUGGAUCUGGGAAACCAUCGCCCUCUUCUGUUCAACCUCGACUCACCAACAUCCUGGACAACAUGACAUCAGGCAGGAAGUCAACGCCGCAAAGUGGAUCAGCAGGCAAAUCCAACAAAAUUCCAGUCCUCAAACCUUUGGCCCUCAAACCUAAGUCAAAGGCUCAGUCCACACUACUCCAGAUGACUGGAGCAGCCAGUAAAAAGAAUCAGGGGAAUACAGAACCUGCUGUCGAUCAACAGAAACAACCGGAGGCCACGCCUCCAGCCUCGACCACUGAGGAAAAUAAGAGGCCAAAAACAGGCUUUCAGCUGUGGCUGGAGGAAAACCGGAAGAACAUCAUGGCUGACCAGCCUGACAUUCAGGAGACGGACAUCAUCAGAGAGGCAAUGGGGCGAUUCAGGACGCUGUCAGCAGAGGAGAGACUGUCGUGGACGGAAAGAGCAAAAGGCCAGACAGGAGAUGCAGCAGAUGUGAAGAAGAGGAAAAGAGCAACAGGAGGAGGAGAAGAUGUAGAAAAUGAAGAUGUACAGACAGACUCUGACCAAAACGGUGCCAAAAAGAAAAAGUCCUUAGACUCCUCCUCCAAACUCUCAGCUUUUGCGUUUAACAAAAAUUAAUUUUUAUGUGUGGGUAUGUCGAGUAUUCAUUCGUGUGAAAACAAGAAACUGGACAUGUUGUGAUGGUGACGAGAUGGGAAAUAAGAGACAGAAUAACUUUCAUUAACGUUUUUGUAAAACCUUGUUUUGGAAGAGCUCACUGGUUUUUUUAUAUAUAAAUAUGUAUGAAUAAAUGUAAAUGUUUGAAGAUGA
This is a messenger RNA of Cynoglossus semilaevis (tongue sole), 3793 nucleotides long. RefSeq names its product WD repeat and HMG-box DNA binding protein 1 (gene wdhd1). The record is from RefSeq and is a predicted model, not a curated record. Gene Ontology annotation, molecular function: DNA binding; protein binding; chromatin binding. Gene Ontology annotation, cellular component: nuclear replication fork. Bases 194 to 3601 code for a protein of 1135 amino acids. Gene Ontology annotation, biological process: DNA-templated DNA replication; DNA repair; mitotic cell cycle. Lineage: Eukaryota; Metazoa; Chordata; Actinopteri; Pleuronectiformes; Cynoglossidae. The transcript is spliced from 27 exons.